CGCUGCCAAAAGCUGUGUGGUUCUUCCUCAGUCCAGAUUCCAGAUUUGAUAGCGCCCCACUUUACACAUAGCCUAGAGUCUCAAUCCAGAUUAUAUUUUCCUUCCAUCGCCCACCCCACCAGUCGUCAUUCGCAAAGCAGCAAAACGGCAUUCUAUACCUCCCAUCUCCAUUGCUUCAGUCGCAUAACCCCAAUCUCUCCGUCUCUCUCGGAAUACCACUUCACCCACCAAGUAAAGGAAGCCCACUAGCAGCACUACACAAGAAGAACCGAAGCCAUGGCUGUCCGCGCCCAGUUCGAGAACUCCAACGAGGUUGGAGUCUUUUCCACACUUACAAACUCUUACGCUCUGGUCGCCGUCGGUGCCAGCGAGAACUUUUACAGCGUCUUCGAGGCCGAACUCCAAGAUGUUAUCCCUAUCUGCAGAACCACCAUUGCCGGCACAAGAAUUAUCGGUCGCUUGACAGCUGGUAACCGCAAAGGUCUCCUCGUCCCCACUACCACAAGCGACCAGGAACUGCAACAUCUGCGCAACAGUCUGCCCGACGACGUGCGCAUACAACGUAUCGAGGAGCGCCUGUCGGCCCUGGGCAACGUGAUUGUGUGCAACGACCACACGGCGCUGAUCCACCCGGAUCUGGAGCGCGAGACCGAAGAGAUCAUUGCCGACGUGCUCGGCGUCGAGGUGUUCCGCCAGACCAUUGCCGACAACGUGCUCGUCGGCAGCUACAUGGCGCUCAGCAACCAGGGCGGCCUCGUCCACCCCAAGACAUCCAUCCAGGACCAGGACGAGCUCAGCUCCCUGCUCCAGGUACCGCUGGUGGCCGGCUCCGUCAACAGAGGUUCCAACGUCAUCGGCGGUGGCAUGGUGGUCAACGACUGGAUGGCCGUCACUGGUCUCGAUACUACGGCGCCCGAGCUUAGUGUUAUCGAGAGCGUGUUCAGGUUAGGAGAGGGUGCCGCGCCUGGCCAGAUCAACUCCAGCCUCAAGGAUACCAUGGUCGAGUCUUUCUACUAAAUCCAUUGGUUUUUCUUUUGU
Neurospora hispaniola is the source of this 1038-nucleotide messenger RNA. Its product is annotated as eukaryotic translation initiation factor 6. The record is from RefSeq and is a predicted model, not a curated record. Gene Ontology annotation, cellular component: nucleolus; cytosol; preribosome, large subunit precursor. The transcript is spliced from 3 exons. Gene Ontology annotation, biological process: maturation of LSU-rRNA; cytosolic ribosome assembly; assembly of large subunit precursor of preribosome. Gene Ontology annotation, molecular function: ribosomal large subunit binding. The coding region runs from base 277 to 1017 and encodes 246 amino acids. Lineage: Eukaryota; Fungi; Ascomycota; Sordariomycetes; Sordariales; Sordariaceae.